Molecule: messenger RNA, 1852 nt
Organism: Closterium sp. NIES-67
Lineage: Eukaryota; Viridiplantae; Streptophyta; Zygnematophyceae; Desmidiales; Closteriaceae
Source: the annotation of a GenBank genome assembly
CUCACCACCGCCCGACAGAAUCCGUGCUGCCAAAUUCCCCAAGCUGUUUCGCUUCAAGGAAUUCCCCCAGGCAGCAGUUUAUCAGACUCAAAAGAGUUCAUUGUGCAGCUGAAUCACAGAAGCUUGUCGGGAGCUCAAAACUUGAGUGAGAUAGUCAGAUUUAGGUCUCAUCUCACCAACACCACCACCGCCACCGCCACCACCGCCUCUGCGUGCGUUCGCAGCGGGAUUCGCCAUGGAGUUUUUCUUCUACGCGCUCUUCGCGCUGCUGCUGGCGCUGUGCUGCGGGCUGGAGUUCAGCAAGGGCCAGAACGACCGCGUGCAGACGAGCUCCGCGUUCGAGGCAUUCAAGAACAACUACCUCGUCGUCUACUGCCUCAUGAUGGCGGGCGACUGGCUGCAGGGGCCGUACGUGUACGCGCUGUACCAGCACUACGGCUACGACCAGGGCGACAUCGGCCGCCUCUUCAUCGCGGGAUUCGGAUCCUCCAUGAUCUUCGGCACGAUCGUCGGCUCCCUUGCUGACAAGCAUGGGCGGCGCAACGCGAGCAUCAUCUACUGCAUCACGUACAUCCUGAGCUGCUUCACCAAGCACUCGCCGCAGUACGGCGUGCUCAUGGUGGGCCGCGUGCUGGGCGGCAUCGCCACGUCGCUGCUCUUCUCCGCCUUCGAAUCCUGGCUCGUCGCCGAGCACUUCAAGCGCGGGUACGAGGCGCAGUGGCUGUCGGUGACGUUUUCCAAGGCGAUCUUCCUGGGCAACGGCCUGGUGGCGAUCGUGGCGGGGCUCAUCGCCAACACGCUCGUCACGGACCUCUCGCUGGGGCCCGUCGCGCCCUUCGACGCCGCCGCCGUGCUGCUCGCCAUCGGCAUGGCGGUCAUCAUGUACACUUGGCCCGAGAACUACGGCGACGCCAGCGAGAACAAGGGCCUCGCAACGCAGUUCAAGACCGCGCUCACUGCAAUCACGUCCGACGAGAAGAUCGCGCUCCUGGGCGCCAUCCAGUCGCUGUUCGAGGGCUCCAUGUACACGUUCGUGUUCCUGUGGACGCCUGCUUUGUCGCCCAACAACCAGCGCAUCCCGCACGGCUUCAUCUUCGCCACCUUCAUGCUCUCCUCCAUGAUCGGCUCGUCGCUCGCCUCGCGCCUCAUGGCGCGCCAGAACCUGCGCGUUGAGCUCUACAUGCAGAUCGUCUUCUCCGUCGCGUCCGUCUCGUUGCUCGUGCCCAUCCUCAAUUUUGUGUUCAUUGAGCCGUCGCCUCCGGAGGGCGGUGGCAUCACGGCCGGCGGGCAGUUCCAGCUGGUGGGGUUCUGCCUGUUUGAGGUCUGCGUGGGCAUCUUCUGGCCGUCCAUCAUGAAGAUGCGGUCGCAAUACAUCCCCGAGGAGUCCCGCGCCACCAUCAUGAACUUCUUCCGCAUCCCCCUCAACAUCUUCGUCUGUGUUGUCCUCUACAAUGUGAGCGCGUUCCCGAUGACGGCCAUGUUUGGCAUGUGCUCCUUCUUCCUGGCCAUCGCUGCCAUCCUCCAGCGCAAGCUCAUGGCAGCUGCCGUCAAGCAUGCCACGUAUGUCUCAGCAACCGUGGACAAUUGGGAGACAAAAGAGCUCAAGGAUACCUCUGAUACUGUCCCAGCAAUAUAGAGUUGCAGCUCUGGCAUUCCACACAUCAUAGCAGUUCGGAUUUUGUCACGUGCUGGUAUGCACCCUCCGUGUGCUGAUGCAUAUCUUGUUGCAUAACUGGUAUGUAGGAGUAAUGCUAGGCGACAUAUAGGAGCCUUCAUAUGCAAACCAACACAAUUUUUUACAUACACAUGAGAUUCUUUUAUACAUGUAAGAUAGUGCCCCGCUUUUAUACAU